UCCUAUGGGCGCGGGGCGGGCCUGAACGCCUCCCCCAAUGGGCGGCAGUCGGGGGCGUGACCGCGCGGUGGCCAGCGGCAGGUGGCUGGGUCCUCAGUUCCCCGCGCGCGCUGGCUCCGGCGGCCUCUCCGCAGCAUGGCCGGCCUGGGAAGGCCGGGCCCAGGGCCCCGCGCCGCGCUGCCCGCUUGGAAGCGGGAGAUCCUGGAACGGAAGCGGGCCAAGUUAGCUGCCCUGGGAGGGGGCGCGGGGACGGGGACUGGGCCGGGCUCGGAACCCACGCCGCCGCAGGAUGAGAAGCUGGUUCUGGCCGAGAGCCUGGGUCCGCUGCGCGAGAACUUAUUCAUGCGGCUCGAGUCCGAGCGGAGGCGCGGGGCGCUGCGGGGUGGGGGCGCGGGCGCGGCGGGGGCGCGGCCGGUGCAGCAGCUGCUGGAGCUCUACCGCCGAGUGCCGGGUGUGCGCACCAUCCGCGCAGACAACAUCCUCAUUAUCGAGUCUGCGUCCGACUUCGAGCCCGCACCUGGCGCCGCCGCCCGGAUUCGCGCCGCUGAAGUGGUGGUGUACGAGGCACCACCGCCGCCCGGCCGUGUCAGUCGUCUGCUGCAGAAGUUCGACCCGCCCGCCACUCCGCGCGGCUGCCGGAGCCCGGAGCGCAGCCGCCGGCCACCACCCGCCAGCUCCGCCGCCCCGCGCCAGGGAGAGCGAGCCUCCGGCGCCGAGUCCGAUCGCCGCGGAGGACUGGGCCUGGGCGCUCGGUGCAGCGACUUCUUGCAAAAGACCGGCAGCAACUCCUUCACUGUCCACCCUCGGGGCCUGCACGGCGGUGUGGGCGCUCGUCCGCUCCCCAAUGGGCCCCCGACCCCUGAGCUCCAGGCCGCCGCUGCCAACGGCCUCGAGGGCUCCGGGCCUGAGCCGCCUGGAUUGGGCGAAUGGAAGCCAAAGGUGGAGUCGGGGUCAGCUCCCCUCCACCCGUCCCCCAGUCCCGGGACCCCCAGUGCCACUUCAGCCGCGCCUACGGCCUUCCCCACGCCCAGUCCUGCUAGUGCCACUCCCAGUCAGCGCCAGUGGGUCUCUGCGGCCACCAGCGCCAACGACUCCUUUGAGAUACGGCCAGCCCCCAAGCCAGACCUGGACACGAUUCCUGUUGGGGAUAUACAGGCCAGGGCUCUGGCCAACCUCCGUGUGAACUCUCGAAAUUCCUUCCUGCUGGUUCCCAAGCGCAAGACCUCCGGAGCCCCUCCUCCUGAGGGGAGGCUUUCUGUGGGUCUACUAGAGCCAGAGGGGUGCUGGACCUCUGAACGCCUGGAUAGAAAAACUCAGCAGGCACCUGGACCAGAUGGCUCUCUUUCCCAUGGGAGGAGCCCUUUAGGGUUUGAAGAGAGGGGUUGCCCCAGGCCAGCCAUUGCCCUUGUGGAUCAGGCCGUUAAGUGGCAGAGGUCAUCCUCACCACCCCCAUCCCCAAGGGUUCCUGCCGAAGCUGAGCCUGCCCAGAGUGUCAGAGCUCCCAUCUUGGUUAGGAAUGGUGGAGAGCUUGGGAGACCAGGGCUGCCCAUCACCUUCAUCGAUGAAGUGGACUCAGAGGAUGAGAUCCCUCAAGAAGCCAAACUGCCUUCAGGGGCCAAUGUACCUCCCCAGUAUCAUCUGCACCCAACCAGGCCUCGACACCUAUCAGAGCUCCAGCACAGAGGUGGCAACACCUUCGUGGUGGUGCCCAAGAGGAGGCCAGGGGCCCUGCAUGCCAAUGGGGAACCUGGGCUGCUGGAGGCCGAGCCAGAGGAGAAAGGCAACCUCUCAGAGUCCCCUGCCACCCCAGGAGCUGAGCUGAAGAAGCGCUACCCCACCGUGAAUGAGAUUGAGGUGAUAGGUGGCUACCUGGCCCUGCAGAAGUCCUGCCUCACUAAGGCCAGCUCUUCCAGAAAGAAGAUGAAGAUCUCCUUCAAUGACCAGAGUCUGCAGACCACAUUUGAAUACCCUUCUGAAAGCUCCCUGGUGCAGGAAGCUGAGGAAAAGGAACAGGAGGAGGAAGAGGAGGAAGAGGUGGAAGAGGAAGAGGAAGAGGAGGGGGCUGUGACGCCCUUCAAGCUCUUCCUGCCCCGAGCCACGUUCAUCAACAACGUGGGACCAGAGAGCCCUUGGCUGCCUGAAGGCAGCUCCUACCUGUCUAGUUAUACUCCCAAGCACUCCAUGGCCUUCAGCAAGUGGAAGGAGCAGACUGUGGAGCCAACUCACAGUGAGGAGGAGCCUCCACCGAAGGAGGUCAUGCUCACCCCGGCCAGUCAGAAUGAUCUCUCUGACUUCCGCAGCGAGCCAGCCCUGUAUUUCUGACCCAGACCCUGCCAGCAAUGCCAAGCCUGAGCCCAGGAGAUCCACCAUCAUUCUGCAGCCUCCUCUGCACAUUCCACAUUCCUGCCCUCCUUGGGGCCCCACAGCCUAGCUGUGUUAGGCCCUGGCCUGGGGCACUGCCCCAUGGGACAGCAGGGUGUCAGGUGCUAUGCCUGCAACUGUCCUGGGUAAAAGGUGGCCUGCUGCCUGACCCUCUAGACCCUGCACAGUGGAGCCUGUCGCCCCCUUUGUAACGAAUGGCAAGUCCUUUCUUGUCUGAUGGACUCUGAAUAAACAGCACUGGAUGAGCUGU
Messenger RNA from Erinaceus europaeus (western European hedgehog), 2632 nucleotides. RefSeq names its product taperin (gene TPRN). Bases 136 to 2322 code for a protein of 728 amino acids. The transcript is spliced from 4 exons. The record is from RefSeq and is a predicted model, not a curated record. Lineage: Eukaryota; Metazoa; Chordata; Mammalia; Eulipotyphla; Erinaceidae. Gene Ontology annotation, molecular function: phosphatase binding. Gene Ontology annotation, biological process: auditory receptor cell stereocilium organization; stereocilium maintenance; sensory perception of sound. Gene Ontology annotation, cellular component: stereocilium base.